Messenger RNA from Cebus imitator (Panamanian white-faced capuchin), 967 nucleotides. RefSeq names its product chromosome unknown C17orf67 homolog (gene CUNH17orf67). The transcript has 4 exons. The record is from RefSeq and is a predicted model, not a curated record. Lineage: Eukaryota; Metazoa; Chordata; Mammalia; Primates; Cebidae. Bases 234 to 506 code for a protein of 90 amino acids.
CAUAUUACAGAGGAAUGAUUUCCUUCCUCCGGAUAAAAAUUGACAGGAAUUUGGAGGAAAAUAUUUCAGUGGUAAUUACUAAAACGCUCAGAGUCAGAUACAUUCAGCAUCAUACUGUAAGUCCUGUUAGUCAAAGCAUAAACAAGCGUAGGGCCUGGGGUGGCUUCCUUCAAGUAGGCUGACUCAGUCUGGGAGGAUUCACUUAGCAAGAAGCAGAGAGGAACCAAAGCAGGAUGAAGACGUUGCCCGUGCUCGUCCUGGCUCUUACCUUACUAACUGUCUUCUCAGAGACCUCCCCGAUUUUGACGGAGAAGCAGGCCAAACAGCUGCUAAGAUCUCGGCGACAGGAUAGACCACGCAAACCCGGAUUCCCUGACGAGCCAAUGCGGGAGUACAUGCAUCACCUGCUCGCCCUGGAGCACCGCGCUGAGGAGCAGUUCCUGGAGCACUGGCUGAACCCUCACUGCAAACCCCAUUGUGACAGGAACAGGGUUCAUCCUGUGUAAGGGGCUUGGGACCAGCCUCGCAAGCAUUUUAAUAGGCAACAACCCGGAUAAUGUUGAAACAAGACAAGGCUGCUUCUUUCAUUUUUUUUUAAAUUGUGGAAAUGGAUGUCUUCAGACCUCGUGAACUGUGGGCAUGUCAAAGGUUGUCUUGGAAAUAGCAAAUAUAUAUACUGCUUCAUUUUGCUAACCUGCAUAAAUCACUAAAACCAAUAGCUGAAAACAUAGACACUUUCCAAAGGUCUUCCCAUCAGUUUGUAAGAGUGGGAAGAACCAGAAUCUUACCUGGGGCUGAUGGAGCUGGAACCCCCAGACCAGGAGUUGGGGCAGGCUGCCUGCCCUAAAGAAUUUGGGGAAGCCUUGUUCAGAGUAGUGAAGCAUACCACUUGGGGUUGCUGAGUUGUUUUGUCAUCUAUUUUUUUCUUCUUCUUUUCUGCCCUAAUAAACAUGGAUAUUAAAUUUAA